UCCUCCCUCCCCCGUGGAAGUCUUGUCAGCUGAACAGCAGCGCCGAGCGCGCCUCGCUUCCCCGCGCCGCCUCGCCUGCCUCACGCCCGUAACUCCCGCGCCGCGUCCUCGGGGCGCUCCCGCUGCGCUGCUCGGGGGGAAGGUAAGGGAAAGCGUCUUGCUCAGCCAGCCCGCUCGUCCCCGGCCGCCCUGCUUCUCCCUCCCUCCCUCGCCACCCCAGAGGAAAGUUAAGGCGGGGGAGGGCAGCGGGAUGGCGUCGGGGGAGGAGAGCUCGUCUGUCAUAACAAGUUGCUGAACGUGCUCCUGUCGGAAUCGCGCCUUGCAGCAGCAGCAGCACCCGAAACCAAAGGCUGCUGCGAGGCUCGGGAAGGGGCCGAAGCGGAGAGUUAACUUUCUCUCCCGCGUCCCCGCCGCCUCCUAUAAUUAAGGAACCUGCGUCGAGUCAAGGGAAGCUGGGACUUCCCAUCACUGGAAAGGGGCAGGAAGGUGUCCUGGCGAUGGUGCCUGGGAGCUUCGCAAUGGGGAACCGAGCGCAGCACCACCACCACCUCAUCCUGUUGGGUGUCUCUUGCAUUUAGCUGCUGCGUCGCUUCUUCCCUGCCGGGCUUUUUUCUAGCAUGUCGCUAGUUUUUGACGAAAGGCUCCUUGUCCGGAGGAGCGCCCGUUCCGCCGGCUCCUUACUCCCGGGGUGGCUCGGUCGGCUUCCGCUUUUGAAGCUUGCUCGGAUCAUUCUUAUAUAAGAUGUCACAGGAGGAGGAGAUGGAGGAGCGACGCACGUCCUGGAUGUGGCGAAGGGAAAGCUGGGCGCUCGCUCGGUGUUGACGGCGCCGAUGGGCCACGGCCCCGCGGACGCACACAAACACACACACACACCUGUCUGAUCUCAAAAGUGAAACUGACAUGCUGAUAUUACACCUGAUCUCGCGGGUGACGUAAAGGGGAGCGUUGAAGGCAUUCAGGACUGAAGCGUCCCCCCCUUCAGGCUCCUGGUGCCCAUCUCCCUGGGCGCAUAGUUGUUCUCACCACCCCCGCACUUUCGUCAUAAAGGAAAUAGGGAAUAAAUAUUUGAGGAAUUGGGGAAGUGGGUGAAGGGGAAGAGAAUCCGGCGCCGUUCCGAAUCCGGCCGAUUCAGAAGGACCUUCGGUGUAAAGUGGUUUGUGGAUUACAACCCACGUGUGUUUCUGCUUGUUAGUAUGGCCCGGAGAUGGUGACUGAAUGGAUGAAUCAUCAGUUCCACGGAAUAGUGACUCACCUCGCUGUUUGUGUGUGUGUGUGUGUGUGUGUGUGUGUGUGUCUCGAGUGAGAGAGAGAGAGUCCGAUGGAAUCACACACACACACAUUGUAAAAAGAUACUAAUUGUCCAAAAGCUGUUUUUAUUUUAUGGUUUUCACCAUUUAAUUGUCACAACAACCCUGUGAGGUAGGUCAGGCCAACUUUAUGGAAACUCCUGUGGACUAUUUAAGACUUUGAUUGCCUUCUUGGCGAAUGCCUUGGUGAUGCUAUGGACUAUAAGAAAAUGUUGAAUAAUGAAUCAUUAAGGUUGAAAGCUUCAAAAGAAAUUCAUGACCAUGUUGUAAGACAUGGUAUAGUAAAGUGGCAAGAAGACACCUGAUGCAGCCACCUUGCUGAAGCUUGGCAGGUCUGAGUCUUCCCAGUACCUGGAUGGAAUACUACCUGAGAGCGCUGUGUUUCACGAUGGAAGGAGAGUGAGAUGUAAAUGAAAUACAUAAGCAAGCACCCCUGUAGGAUCAAAGUAAAUUCCAUAAAUGUACAGUCUGCAGUUAGUGCCCUACAACUGUGGUUUGGGAUUUAUUUAUUGGUAUUUGAUAAAAAAAUGUAUGCCACUGAACUGUUGAAACUCCUAAGCAGCUUACAUAACAUGCAGACAUCCCCAAACUUCAGCCCUCCAGAUGUUUUGGACUACAAUUCCCAUCUUCCCCGACCACUGGUCCUGUUAGCUAGGGAUCAUGGGAGUUGUAGGCCAAAACAUCUGGAGGGCCGCAGUUUGGGGAUGAAUGCAUAACAUGUAAGAGAAACUAUUUAUAAAGGUCAAAAGUUUAAAACAACUCCAAAUGUGAAUAGAAUCAGUAGUUUAAAUACUGUACCUAUUAAAAUACAUUUUGCAUCUGAUUAGGCAUGCCUAAACAAAAAGCUUUUUAGCAGGUGCUGGAAAUAAUGCGACCAAAGUGCCUGUCCAGUAUCUGUGCAUAGGAUGGGCCACAUGGCCCCAGUAGGACUGUAACUAUGCAAAAUAGUACUACUGCACUACUACUACUACUACUACUACUACUACUACUACUACUGUUUUUUUGUCGGCAUGUACUUUGCCCAGUUCCUUUGCUUCUGGUGGUUCUCUGGUGGUUUCUGAUGAACUGACUAAGGCCUUAUCCAGACUUCCUUUUGUGCUGUGCUUUCCAGGCACAGGCCUGUGCCUUUCAGAUCAGUGUCUGAGCGGGUUUUGUUUUGUUUUGCUUUUUGCCCCCACACCUUUCUCCAGGAAACCCCACUGUUUACCUGCUGAAUCAGAACACACAGCAAACAGGUUUUCUGCAGAUUGUUGCUUGUUUCCAUUCAGCCUUAACAGCGUGUUUUCCUGGUGAAACCAGGUGGACUUACAAAGUGUAGACCUGCGCCUGGAAAGCAUAGCACAAAAGAAAGUCUGGAUGAGCUGUGGCAGCAGAGGACCAGGUGUGGGGGGGUUAAGGCCUCCCCAGAACAGGCACCAGCAAUGGGUCCUGCUAUGGCCCUGGCAGAUGUGUCCAAGGAUGUUGAGUGCUGAUGCUAGCCCUGGCUGUGAGAAGAGUUGGGAAGAGGGAGGGAGAGAGAGCCCACAGCUGCAGAAUAGACAGACUGGAGAUGUGCAGUCUGUUGCUAGCUCUGCUAUAGCCAAGAGUAGGAAAGUGGAAGCUGGGAGAAAUAAUGCAGUGGCAAAAGAGAAGGGAGGACUAGCCCAAGAUGUUCUGCAGGUGCAAUUCAGAGGCCUAGAUGGGCGCUAUACAGAAAUGGGAUGAGUCUGGCCACUACCAAAGUUUGGUGUACCAAACAAUGCUCUCCAGAUCUAAUUGCUGAAGUGAGUUACCACCUUUAAGGAAAGACAAGCCAUUGAGUUAAAAGGGUCUUUGAGCCAAGAGCUGUUUUAAGAUGGAGAGCAUCCUGUGACAUUGCCCUGUGACUGUCCACAAAAGCCAAGUACUGUACAAGCAUCAUCAACGUCAGUGCUGCAUGGCUCAGAAUCAGGCAGAGUGCAAGCAUGUCAAUAGUGGGACUCUGGUGGCUAAUUAACCAAGGCUUUCAGGCUACUGCAAAUACAGACAAGUCUGCACAGAUCUGUGUGCCUAACAUAGAGUGGCCAUUUGCUGCAACAGGUCUGCAUGGUGGACUUGCACAGUUGCAUGUUGCAGAAGCCUGUAUGUCUGUGAAAGCAACCAAUUGUACCAUGGCAGCCACGAAUGCUGGAUCAGAACAGCCAUCUAAAUUCUGUCAAAUCAAUUGCCCCAUUAAAGUUAAAACAGCAUUGCCUAAUGCCAGAUAUUACUUGGAAAAAAGAAAUACAGGUAGUCGUGCGAUAAUGCCUAUUGGUUUCAUUUAGACUGGACUAUUAUUGAUUAGUCAAUUCCAGAAAAUGAGAGGCAAAUAAUUUUGUAGAUCUUUUCCCUUUCGUAAAGCAUGACUUCUGAAUGUGUUGGUAAGAAAGGGUGGGAGGAAGGGAGUGUUCUUUACCAUAUCUUUUUAAUUUGUAGAGCAGUGCUACCGGUAGCUACAGCAUGAUAGCUUUUUGUCAUUUAAUGCAAAGACACAGAAGACCAAAGAACUGGUCCAAAUACUGUCUUGUGUCACAAACAACCAUUGAAGCUGGGUUAGAAAGUACAUACAGGAGGCUGGAGAAGUCAGUUGGAGUUGGGCACAACCAGUCAGAGUGUACCAGUUGAGAUGUUCUACAAAUAACCAGCUGCACAAAUAAAAGAGGGAUAAACUUGGCUUGCCAGCAAUACACGUGAAAAGGAUCUAGGGCAAGCACCCCCAAACUUUGGCCCUCCAGAUGUUUUGGACUCCCAUCUGCCCCAACCACUGGUCCUGUUAGCUAGGGAUCAUGGGAGUUGUAGGCCAAAAACAUCUGGAGGGCCGCAGUUUGGGGAUGCCUGAUCUAGGGGGUCUUAGUAACAAUAGUCAGCAACAAAAAACAGUAAUGCUGUUCUAGGCUGCAGCAGCAGCAACAGAAGUCUGGUGUCCUGAUCAAGGGAAGUAACAGUCCCAUUUUAUUCUGCCUUGGUCAGACCACACCUGAAGUACUGUGUCCAGUUCUGGGCACCGCGAUUGAAGAAGGAUAUUGACAAGCUGACAGAGGAAGCCAACCAAGGUGAUCAAGGGUCUAGAAAACAAGCCUUAUGGGGAACAGUUGAGGGAGUUUGGUAUGAUCAGCCUGGUAAAGAGGAGGCUGAAAGGAGAUAGGAUAACGAGCUUCAGAUAUCUAAAGGUUUGUCUUAUGGACGGAGCAAGCUUGUUUUCUCCUGCUCUGGAGGGUAGGAGCCAAAUCAAUGGCUUCAAGAAAGGAGAUUCUGGCUAAACAUCAGGAAGAACUUUCUGACAGUAAGAGCUGCCUGACAGUGGAAUGGACUUCCUCAGAAGGCGAUGGACUCUCCUUCCUUGGAAGUUUUUAAGCAGAAGUUGGAUGACCAAUGACCAUCUGUCAUACGAUUUAGCUGAGAUUGUUGCAUUGCAGAGGGUUCGACUGGAUGACCUUUGGGGUCCCCUCCAACUCUACAGUUCUAUGAUUCUAUCUAGGAGUUUUGUUGACAUCACUAUCUUUGACCUUAUUUCUGAUGCACUUCAAAGGAAUCUACCGGUACUUCCAUUUGGCAGCAUCUAAUCUCUGGAGCCUCCUGCCCUUUGAUAUUUGAAAGCACCUUGGAUGUAUUGCUUCCAGCACCUCCUAAACACUUUUUUGUUUAGAAAGCUUACCCAGGCUACUUUUUUUACUUGUUUUCUGACAAAUAUUAGAACAACUUUUUUUUACCCUUUUCUCAGCACGCUAAUGAAUAUAUUAUUUCAUAUUAACCGCUUAGAUGUUUGCGAUGAUUGAGCAGAAUAUAAAUCCUGCAAAGUAAAAAUAAGUGUUAAAAUAUUCAAAGUGUCUGUAGAGUGGGACCAAAAGUAGCAAGAUUUUCUGUAACUGUAAGGUUGCCAUACAUUUGUUUUGACUGAGAAUGGAAGGACUGCUGAUUUCCUGUUUCAACGGAAAUGGAUGAAAACCCAACCAUAAUUCUCCUGUUUCUGGGGAAACCCCCCAUGACUAGUCCUGAUAGGACUGCAAGGUUGAGAAGGAAUGGGGCAGUGAACAAUGCAAAUUCCAGAGAUCUGCUGUGCAUUAGACUCUGUCUGUAAUUGUGUUUGGCUAUAGAGACCCUUACUGUAGGUUUGGCUUUAAAAUCCAGUCCACUUCCAUUUGAAGGUUCUCAAAUCCACUGGCAGAAGUAAUUGAAUUAGGCACCUACUGUAUUCUAGUGACAACAUCCUGGUAAUGUGUCACAGGAUAGGUACUUUGCUGUUCCAUUUUUCCUAGGGAAAGAGGAGUGUUGCUUUAUUUAAAAAGUGUACAGUUGUGGCAAAUUUUUCAAACUUCAUGUGGUUGCCAAUUCUCAUCUCAUAUUGUUCAUCUUGUAUUGUUCUCUUAGUAUGAAAACUGCCCAUACUGACACUGGUUGUGUGGGAGUCUGGUGGAUCUGAAAGAUGCACAGCGUCCUUUGUCAGUUCAAAGUGACCAUGUUGCCUAUUUUUUCCUUUAACCAUUGUCUUUAUUUGGCUUAUUAUCUGUGACCCUAACUGUGAUUUUGUUCUCAUUAGUGGCAACCCUGCAAGUUCACGUAGUUAAAGCAGAACCCACUGGCUAGCAAGAAAAAGUUGCAAAGCAGGUCAGAACAGCCAUAUUUGAUGUGGCAAAGUUGUCUGCAGUUCCACGAAAGCAGAGAAGCCUCCCUGAAUGCAGUAACGAUAAACUUUGUUUCCUGUUCGUAUAUCAUUGAUAUGGCAAUUGUACAACUGUGGGCAGCUAUACCGACCUGACCUCUUAUACUACCGUAUUUACUCAAGUCUAAUGCACCAUUGAAUCUAAUGCGCACCUCAGUUUUCAGAACCUUAAAACCAAAAAAGGUAUUUGCUGGUGAAUGUAAAUGUGCCAUUGGAUCUAAUGCGCACCUUGAUUUUCACAACGUAAUUUCGCCCAAAAAAGGUGAGCAUUAGAUUCAAGUAAAUACAGUAUGUCAGUUUCUAGCACUGUGCAACAUGCUCUGGUGUUGCACUAGCAGAGCAGGCACUAUGCCUUUAGAAUCGUAGAAUUGUGGAGUUGGAAGGGACCACAAGGGUCAUCUAGUCCAACCCCCUGAAAUGCAGGGAUCUUUUUGCCCAGCAUGGGGCUCAAACCUAUGACCCUGAGGUAGUCUCAUGCUCUACCAACUGAGCUAUUCUGCAGGCUCUAAUGUUAUGUUAGAGGGUUGCAACAGAGGUGAAGGGCAGAUGGGCAGGGUCCGGCUGCUAGUGAUACUUGCUAGUAUCAACACUUCCAAAUAAUCAUUUUAGUCUGGAGUAGUAGAAAUUCAUUGGUUAUUCUUCCAUCGUUUGAUCCUGCAGCUUUGAUCCUGCGCAGGUGUAUGGCAGGAUGAGGCCAUAUGUCAAUAUAGCCCUGCUGUUCAGGAACAUUACAAGGAAACUUCACACACCUGUAUGGUCAUUGCCAACUGUGCUGGGUACUAGUGGCCUCGGUACAUCACGAUGGAAGGUUGUUGUGAAUGUAGCAUAGGCGUAGCCAGGAUUUUUGUUGGCCGGGGGGGGGGGGCAGAACCUCAGUUAGCUGUUCCUUUUUAUUGAUUUCUAUUGAUUGGGGGAGCUGCCCCUCCCUGCCCCCCUUGGCUAGUACGCCCAUGGCAGGCAGCAACAGGAGGUGAGAUGGUAUGCUAGCCUCCAGCGGUCGCUUUAUGGUGAAGAAAAUUCUCAUCCACACUGUUAAGUACCAGGAAGCAGCAAUGGAGGCAAGGCUUGUGCUGAAGCUGAUGCCAACAGAGCCCUUGUCUGCACAACUAUGAUUAUCCAGUCAAAAACCAUGUAGCUGUAACCCGCAUGAUUCUUGGCUGCAGCCGAACCUUCCUAUCCUACACCUCCCAGGGCUAAAAGAUAUGAGCAAGAAUCCCGCCUGGUUACCAUGGAACGAUGCUGGGUGCUUUCACCCAACGAAGGACCUUGUCAGCCACCACUGGUUACAUGACACAGGAAUAGUGGAGAUAUGAUAUAUAAGGUCAUGCACAUCCAACUGGCUAAUAUAGGCUGUGGGCAGAAAAUCAAGAUAGUCUUGAAAGUAAUCUCUAAUCACAGGAUGUUGUGUUGGAAAAAUCAAAGUAUUAAACAAGGUAACUUUGCUCUCAGCACAAGAAGAUCAAACAAGUGCCGAAUAACACGAGACUUUUCUGCCUUUCCAGACAGCACAGUAUUUUGGAUUCUUACCUGAACGUAGCUGUCUUUAAUGCUCACAGUUUUGUAUAUGUUGAGAUAAGAUUUCAUCUAACACAAACCUUCCUGGGCCAGAAGACCCCUACGUUACUCUGUUCCAUUCUUGUUUUGCAAUGAAAAAGGGAUGAGAAGAGGCAAGGUCAUACUUAUUGCAGAUAAUUUGGUUCUCCUUAAUGUUCCCAGAAAGAUGAGGUAAUCUACACACGAACUCUCUAAUUCCUCCCAAAGGUCAUACUGAAUUCCAUGUUGAUUUUUAUACCUGAUAAUAAAAUCCUGUGACUGGUGAAGGUCAGAAGGAAUUAUUUAGAAACAGGUGAAUUCCACAGACUGGGCUCAAUGGAAGUAAUAAUAAGGCAUUAUAGUAUUGGCAGAGACUAGUGGUCUGUGUGUGUGUGUGUGUGUGUGUGUGUGUGUGUGUGUGUGUGUGUGUGUAACGCAGGGGUAGAGGCAAGAAGCUGUUGUGGCUGUUUAACAAGACUCAACAUGAACAGUAGUUACCGUAUCUGAACUCAGGAAAACUGCAGAGUUGUCUGUCCUCUUUAUGAUUUUACCGAAUUAGUAGUAGUUUUUCCAAAGAAUCCUGUGCUUCAUGAGUAGACACUCAGACACCAUAUGCUAACUACAAGUAGUCCAUCUUGCGGGGGGGGGGGGUGUAGACUUGUAAUCAUUACUCAUAAGCAGCAAUGAAUACUGUUGUUUUCUCUCAUCAUCUCUGUAGAAGAAAAGAUGGCAUGCAGGUGACAUACGUUAUAUCUUGAAGCAGGCCUUUCACCUAAUUAUGCUUUAGGAAAGGUAAAUGGGUAGGAAGGGCAUUUCAGUAAGGGCAGAGAAGAAGAAGCACCCUCAAUUUUUACUCCAUGGCUUUCUAGGGCCAAUUGUAAUCCAAGAUCAAUGGCACAUGAACUUUGAGUCCUUUGCAUUUGAACAAAAAUACAAGAUCUUGUGAACUGCUCCCAGCCAGAAUCAACUUUUAUAUCAACUUCCCAUUAAAAAAUAAAUAAAUGUUUUAGUGUGGGGUAUUAGUUUUGAAACUGUUCACUGCCACUGGUUUGAAACGAGGAUCGGCUCAUCUAAAAUUGGGAAUAGUUUGCAGUGGUGACCGAACGAAUAAGCUGCAUAUGUAUUUGUUUCAGUCCGCCAUAACAGACUGCAUUUUAACCAUCCAAUUUCGCUUGCCCAUCUGUAGAAAAGUUGUAGGAAUUUUCACCGGGUGUGCAGUACACCGCUGCCCGCAGAUAGGCCGCAGCUUGACCCCCCGGGGCGUGCGGCACACCACCGCCCACAGGCAAGCCGCAGCUGUCUGAAUGCCAUGCCCUUGGUCUCACCUUUUGCUUUCUUAGUGGUCUGCCGUGUCCUGUCUGUGACCUUUGCCUCCUUUUGGAGAGGCAUGGCUCACUUUCCACUUGGUAGGAACAUGACGUGGUGGAGCAGGUCUCGCAAAUAUCAGAGAAAACGUGUGUGUCAGCUCAUGAUGUAAAAGGUCAGACUGUUCCUAAAUGUGUGCAUAUUGUACUAAUAAAAGGAGCCUCUGCCGAGCUAGCAAUCAGCUUGCUUACGCACAGCUCACCUGCAACAACAACUCCUGACUUGCGUACUUCACUUCAAAAGUAGCUUGAAUAAAUUAGUGCAGGUGGAUGUGUUUAGUUGUUGCUUUUUUAUUGGCAACAAAAGCUGUAAUUGCUGUUUGAUGACUUCUCUCUCCCUUUCUUAUUCCCUCUGUAGUUCUAAUAACAAACAUACAAACAAACAAACCGUACUGGAGUCUGGAAAGACAAAGCUGCUGAGUCGCUUCAUUCACCCAUAUAGUUAAGUGAAAAUACCUUUGAAUUGUCUAAUAAACUAGAACAGGAGUUAUAAUCCUGCUCUUGUCAGGCACAAGACAGAAUUUUAACUGGAAUAUUUUGAACUAACUUCUGAGUUGUGAAUACAGGGAGAAGAGGAAAAGGGAGUUUGUAGAAAGAGUAAAUAAUAUGAAACAACAGGUUUCAAUAAGAUUCUGUAGUUCUUUAGCAGAACUUAACGCUGAGAUGCAGUCUGGCAAUAUGUCUAGGGUGGUACAAUGGAUUUUGUCACAACAUAUUUUAAUCUGGAUUUUAGUGGAAUACCUUAACUGCAAAUUCUUUUUAGUUCCAUAUUUCAUUCAUUGUUUUAUAAGAUAACGUGUGCUAAUUUUUUCAUGUGUUCCUAAUUCUACUGUAAUAUAUGAAGCACCCUCUGUUGUUGCAAAUUCAUAUCCUGUACAAGUGUUGUAUACAAUUGCUUUCUUGAUGGUGGAGAUGAUGGGCAGUUGGGACAGAGGUGAAGUAAAAUGUAAUGUACACAAACAGUUAAUGAAUUUUCAUGCACUGUUUGGGGCACACACAAAAAAAAAUCCUUCCAGUAGCACCUUAGAGACCAACUAAGUUUGUCACAGUUUCACUAGAAAGAACACUAGGUCAACACUGUGAAACCUCUCAUGACCAUUCACGUAGUGCGGUAUGGAAGAAGAAAAAAUAGGAGUGAUAAUAAUGGUUUAAGCCAGUGGUGUUUUUCUAGAAAAACAGGUGCCAGGAUUGAGUUCCGACUGGGGGGGGGGAAGCCCUGGUUUAAGCCAUUUCCAGGUGUUUUGGAACCCCUGGGCAUGCUAGUCUAGGGGUAUAAAGGUAAAGGUAAAGGGACCCCUGACCAUUAGGUCCAGUCGUGACCGACUCUGGGGUUGCACGCUCAUCUCGCAUUAUUGGCCGAGGGAGCCAGCGUACAGCUUCCAGGUUAUGUGGCCAGCAUGACAAAGCCGCUUCUGGCGAACCAGAGCAGCACACGGAAACGCCGUUUACCUUCCCACUGUAGCGUUCCCUACUUAUCUACUUGCACUUUGACAUGCUUUCGAACUGCUAGGUUGGCAGGAGCUGGGACCAAGCAACGGGAGCUCACCCCGUCGCAGGGCUUCGAACCGCCAACCUUCUGAUCAGCAAGCCCUAGGCUCUGUGGUUUAACCCACAGCGCCACCUGUGUCCCAGUCUAGGGGUACUUCCAGACAAUUGUUAUUUGCAGGUGGGAUUCAAUGGCAUAUUGGCAACAACAAAUUUGCUUCCAAAGAACCUUUGGGCUUUUUGCAGUAAGGACUGGACGUAUAAAGCUUGGUCAACUUUAAGAUCCAUUUCACCUCUUCUAAUGCCCAGUCUAAGGCCUAGACUGGGCAUGCUGUCUAAUAAUAAUAAUAAUAAUAAUAAUAAUAAUAAUAAUAAUAAUAAUAAAUUUUUAUUUAUACCCCGCCCUCCCCAGUCAAAACCGGGCUCAGAGCGGCUGACACCAACAGAAUUACAAUAAAACAUAAAAACAAUUAAAAUACAGAUUAAAAUACAGUAUUAAAAUUUAAAGUGCAGCCUCAUUUCAAGUAGUCCAUAAAUCCAAGCCAUGAGGGAGGAAAACAUGUCUACUGUGACAUGUUUUUUGUUCAUGUUCCUGUGAAGGAAUUUUGUUGCCCAAGUGCAUCUGCAUCUACCACCGAAAGAAACCACAUCCUUUCAUCUGAGUUUUAAAAACAGGCACUUCUCUGCUUUUCUAUAACCGCCUGGUUCUCAGUUGUCCCCUCCGUGGCCAAGAAACCCUUUCCACCACAAUCUGAAUCAUGGCCCUCUCAACCACCUGGCCCUUCCAAUCUGGCGCAACAACUUUGAAAGGCUGUGCAACAAGAUGUACAAAGAGUUAGCUGGGGGGGGGGGGUUACGCUUUUUCUCUGUGGAAAGCAGCUCCAGUGCACUAUGCUCAGUCCCUGGUGGGAAAAUGAAAGUAUGCAUUGCUAGACAACACUCUUGCCACUUGGGGACCAGUUUUGCCUACGCUCCGGGGACUGUUGGCACACCGUUAUUAAUGAGAUUUAACAUGAAAUGGGAAUGUUCCAAAUUGAGAAAGUAUAUGUGUAGAGUGGAGUUUCUCCUAUGCAACUUCACAAGACAUACAAAAAUGAAGUAUGUCAAAAGCCAAUCAAAAAUUGCCUACGUAACAAUGUUUGUUCUGAAGUAUUAAUUUUAUUUAUUCUUGCAGCGCUAUCACUGUGAUUGUCUGAAAAGCAUAUUGCCCACAUGCACACACAAGCCCCUACCAUCAGGAAGAAACCUAGCUCAAUCCUUUGGACUUGCUUUGAGAGCAAAAAGGAAGGACAUUUCACCUCAUUUCGGGUGCUUGCUCCCUUCAGAAGCUUGUUUUCAUGGCUUAUCCCUCAUUUGGGCGGGAGGGACACUGGGAAGGAUCUGAAAACAAACAUAUACAAACACGCCCCUCUUUAUUAGUAAUCACUUUUUCAACCUCCCAACACCUUUCAUUGUUUCUGUGCCUUCUCUUCAUCUCCCCCCACCCCCUGUUGACCAGAAUCCCGAGGAGUGGUCUGUAGAAAACACUAAAGGUGUGAACAUCAGAGCACAAACCAAAGAAGAAUGAAUGCACAACCAUAAACAAUGGAGGCUGGUCCAUUCAAGGAAGCGGACCUGCCCCACCAAACUCAGUCUUCUCUCAGCCAGUACCACCUGACUACCUCCUUCCCUACAGCCAGACUAGAGCAGGGGUCAGCAACCUUUUUCAGUCGUGGGCCGGUCCACCAUCCCUCAGACCAUGUGGUGGGCCAGACUAUUUUUUGGGGUGUGUGUGUAUGUGAAUGAUUCCUAUGCCCCACAAAUAACCCAGAGGUGCAUUUUAAAUAAAAGAACACAUUCUACGUGUAAAAACACGUUGAUUCCCAGACCAUCCGUGGGGCGGAUUGAGAAGGUGAUUGGGCCGGAUCCGGCCCCUGGGCCUUAGGUUGCCUACCCCUGGACUAGAGGGUGGCACUGGCUGUCCGCUUCCUCCUUAAUCUCAAGUGUUGCCUUUCUAAAAUGCAGCAGGGAGGAGGAGGAAGAUAAAGCUAACAUUAGCUCUCUGCCCGUAAUUGUCUCUGGCUCCCCCUACUGUUGGGCUCCUUACCCUUUACCCUACCUAGUGGGCACCAGUCACCACAUACCUCAAUGAACUUCCUUUGAAAAUAUAAGACUUGGGCCACCCAGGUAGGCAUUGGGGCAGGAAGAGGCAGUUGUCAGCUGCUGCUUUUUGUUAGUACCCUAGUUGUAUUUUGUGGUACGUUAUGGUUUCUUCUGGCCACAGCCCGAAACACCCUUAUUAGAUAAUAAGGUCUACUGAAUACUGUGAGACGUACCUCUGCAUCAGCAUGCAUAGGAUUAUGCUGUCCGAGAAAGCAAAUCAAACAGCUGUAGACUUUCUUUAACAUCAUGCCAGCUUCUCCCACGCCCCUUCUCCUAUUUUUAUAGAAUCUCAGAAUUGGAAGGUACCCCAAGGGUCAUUUUCUCCAACCCCCUACAAUAUAGGAAUCUCAACUAAAGCACCCAGGACAAACGACCACCCAUCUUUCAAAGUCUGCUUAACCUCCAGCAUGCUAAGCAGCUAUGAAGAACUCAAAAACCUGCUCACUAUUUUAUGACACUGGUUGGCAUUACUGUAGAUUCUGGAACAUAUGAACUAACGUGGCUGGCUAUGAUUUUUCUCAACAGCCAAUCAAGAGUUUUAUUGAGAGUAAGGGAUUAAUGAUAAAGAGCUUGAGUGCGUGUACCUAACAAAUAGGCUGGCUUUUGCAUGCUGCGCCUGUUGAAUGCUGACAGUGCAGAAUCUCAUUUAACGUUAUAAGCAGGAGAAGAGAUUCUGGAGGCAAUAGUGCUCAAUUUGUGAUGCAAUUGAUCACUACAAAUUAUGGACAAAUUUGUAUAACUGGCUAGGUAAUGGCAACCUCUGCAAAUCUGUACAAAAAGUACGUAUAUGAACUUCACUCUUGUGAACCUGGAAAAUGAAAACAAGCAAUGAUACGUGGUUACUGUUUUGUUCUUGUAAAAUUGGGGUGGCAGCACUUAGAACAGUAAAAGAAAUAAUUGGAUAUGCUUAAAAUAGCACUUUAGAUAUAGGUAAUUAAAAAAAUACACAAAAUAAUCAAGAGAUUCCUUCAUAUGCUGUGUUAGGGAAAUAGGGCAAGCCCUAUGUUCCCUUUAUUUAUUAAAUUUAUAUCCUGCCCUUCCUCACAAAGCAGCCCAGGGCAGCAAACAUAUCUGUGAAAGCGCAAUACAUUUAAAAACAAACAAAAUGUUUUAAAACAAUCAAAAAGCAUAUAAAAGCAAACACAAUAAAACUUUAAUUUAAAAAUAGAUGUAGCCAGAGUGGCUUUGAAAGGGGCUUUUUUUAAAACCAUUUUUCCUAGACUUAAGGAGGCUUGCUAUCACACAGUCUGAGUACUCUUCAUCUGAAAGCACUAUAUUGUUUGACUUUUCACAAUCCGGAGGCAUUUAUAUGUGACUAUUAACUCAAAUGAACUAAUUUUAAGCAUACAGUAGAUGGGUGAAAAUGUGCUAAGUUUACUGCUAUUUCUUGAGUGUUUAAUUAAGGCUGCAACUCUAGAGUCACAUUUCAAGGAGUAAUUCUCAUUAUACACAGUGCCUUACUUCUGAGUAAACAUGCACAGGAUUGUGCUGCGAGUUAGCAUGUGACAUUAAGGUGCCAAUUUAUUCUAGCUUUUGCUACAAUUAGAAUUGCAUACCAAUUCUAAUUUAUUUUUAAAUUAGGGUUGUUGUUUUUUAUAAAAAGUUAAAAGCUACUUAUAAAAAGUACUUACACAAAAGGAAAUGUAUUUUUUAAGAUGGCAUGUCUUGCAACAUAGGAAUGCAUCAAAAUAAAAACUAAAGCUUUGCUUCACAAACAUUGUUCUGAAAUAAUUUAUCAAAUACCUUCUAGGACUGAAAUCUGAAUAGUUAACUACAACCUGCAGAGGGUUUUUUCCAAUCAAUUAAAGUUGCAUUAUUUGCCAAAUGAAUAAAAAAAUCACAUGAUUAAUUGAAAGCUUCUUUUUCCAUGUACAUAAAAACUUAAUAUGAGUAGUCAAAAAGGGUUUCUUCAGUUAAUUUGCAAUCCUAGACAUAAACUUGCUUGUCUAUAGUAUACAUUCCCUUCAUGCCAUGACAAGUUGCCAUGAAAUUCAGUCAAAAUUCAGUGUCCUGCCCUUUAACUAGUACCGGUAUAAGCAUUUGCCGUAGAUAGCAUAUUUGAAAGAUUUUUUUAUAAGUUUAGAUUUACUUUUGUCCCUUUAAUGGGAUCAAAUGGAUCAAUAACAGAGUCAUUUAAUGGUAAGCAUAUAUGGAGUUAGAGAUUAGAAGUGACAAUGAAAGUUUGGGAUCAAGAGAAGUAUAGCAUAGAUAGAGCAGUAAGUCCUAAUAACAUAUGUGAAAGCUAGUAAUCAAACCAGUUUUGUGGUCUGCUCUGCAAAACAAAUACAGAACAACUAUUAGAGCUAAUCUCUAAUGUAAUUUAUACUGUAGGAGCAGUGUACCAGACAUUUAGAAAUAACCAGUAUAGUAUGUAUGUAUCUGUUUAUGCUACAUGUUUAGGUCAUGAUCAAAGUUAUACUGUACUUACACACCCUAAUCCUAAAUGCAUCCACUGGUCCACUGAUUUCAAGGGAAAGCAAAUUUCUGCUUCAGCCGGCACCAUAAUCCUCUUGUACCAUAGGGGAAGCUGGGCUAAAUAAUUUGCAUCUGAGUUGUAUGGGACAAAUAUUUCAUUAUUUGAGAUGCAAUUUUUAAGCCUUAUUCUCAUUCUAUAAAUCUUUGCCCGAUAGUUCUAUAUUAUAUACUUUCUCUUUAAAGUAUAGCUCUUUCAAGCCUGUAUGAGAUUUUAAAAAGACCUGUAUUAUGGUUGAAAAGUAUUGGGGUGAUAAAACAACUGAAGUGUACAAUAGGUUUAGUCUUUUCAUAUUCCUUGCUCUAUGCUUGCAGUUUAGGGACAUGUGCCUUAUGAAAAAAGCUGAAAAUAGUCUGCAGGUGAAGCUACUUUUCUGCUUUUGUAACUAGCAUACCGUAAUACACCAUAGGUGAUCCUGGGGUUUUCCUCCACUAUCAAUUGAGAGUCACAGUGCAACUUUCCUAUUGCUGCUUCUGUUUGUUGUUUGUUGUUUGUUUUGUGGUGCUUGUUUUAUAUUAUUGUUUUUAUGUGAACUGUAGAAAGGUGGCUAAUUAAUUAUAAAGUUGCCUGGCUAAUAUGGAGUUAUGGUUUUAUUAUUAUUAUUUUAAAAAAGGAAUGGAGGCUUAUUGGCAGAAACGCAGCUGGAGAUGCUCUUCUUCCAUUACCCCAUCCCAUGGAUGACAGAUUUCCUGAAAAGGGAAGUUUCUGAUGCAGUCCUACAGCUGGCUAAUUUUGGUAGAGACAACACAUCUGCAUGAUUUCAGCCAGACACAUGAUUGCACAACUAGCAUUGUUACUGCUCUGUCUGUCUGUCUGUUGUGGCUUUGCUCUGACAAAAAAUUUCACACACUCAGAAACCAUACUGAAAACAGUAUGUUUGUUCAAACAGGUGCAGUUGAAGAGUAUAGCAAUGUGAUCUGCAAUGAAAGGGGUCUCAUUCUCUAAUACGUGGGGGGGGGGGGGCGCCAACACUACCGGUACCAAUCUCUAGGCUCUGCCCACGUAUCUGAUAGCAGCAGCGCCUACCAAGCCGCUAGCAUCCUCGCUCCAUUCUACAGGUGCUCACGGGAGUGUUUUUCUGUCAACGCUGGAUGCGGUUAAGGGAAAAAUACUGUAAUACCUUGUGCCUUUUUCUAAAGGCAAAGGACAGAUGCCGGGGUUCAAGGCUAUCUGCAAACCUGAUCUCUGACCUAAACACACGCCUGCCUCAUACCACUCAAAUGAAGACUGGCAGAGAUGCCAACUUGAGUAAAAUAUUGGGGGGUGUUGUUGUUGUAGGUAAGCCCUGUUCUGCACACACACCGCAUUUGAACGGCAAUGCCCAUCAACUUUGGGGGAACAGCGCCCUCAAAUAUUUUAGGGGGGGCGAAGGAACCCGCCCCUAGGAGUUGGCUUCUAUGAAGACCGGUGUUGAGCAGUCUUGCUGACAAUGCAAGCGUGUGUUUUUGUCUCCGGGCUUCUGAGCCAAAGGAGCCGGGCUUGGGCGACCGGCUCUCUGCGCCCUAGCCAGAUCCCUGCAACCGCGCACACGCUGCUGUUCAAGUGGUUCUGUGGACGGUGCGCUUGGUCAGCGCGGAAGAAAAAGCACUCUGCACAUGCUCAGGCGCGCAGCCCUCCGUUUCUGCUUUAGGGCUGAAAGGGGGCUCUGGAGAGGAGGCCAGGUGAGCCCUAGUUGAAAGGACAUCGCGCGCGCGCGCAGAGACGGCGUGGCCCAGGCGACGGAAGAAGGCUCGCUUUGGGGCUGUCCCGUCGGCCUCAGUCAGACGGAGGCCGGGCGCGCCUGCUCUUUCCCUUUCUCUUUAGCGGGCAGGCGAGCGGGCCGGGGGUAGCGCCAGGGCUCAAAGAUGUCUAACUCUAAAAAGAAGCAGAGGUUAGGAAUCGUGACCCCCUGAGGACCCUUGGAUUUUGAUCAAAUGCCUGGAGAAGUUCAGCUGCGCAGGGCAGCUCACCAGCUCCUGUGAUCCUGCCACCUUCGCCUUCCAGAUUCACGGCUCGGGUCCAAACCAUUUUAUUGCCGCAGCCUGUGCCACGAAUGGCUACCCAGAGGAAGCACUUUGUGAAAGAUUUCAAUCCCCAUAUCACCUGUUGUAUCUGUAAAGGAUACCUUAUCAAACCAACUACAGUAACCGAGUGCCUCCAUACUUUUUGUAAGAGUUGUAUUGUGCAGCACUUUGAAGAAAGCAAUGACUGUCCCAGGUGUGGCAAUCAAGUUCAUGAGACCAAUCCAUUAGAAAUGUUGCGGCUGGAUAACACAUUAGAGGAAAUUAUAUUUAAGUUGGUCCCAGGACUUCGAGAACAGGAACUAUACCGUGAGACUGAAUUCUGGAAGAAAAACAAACCUCAAGAAAAUGGAAAUGAAGAAAAUCCAAAAUCUGAAGAUCCCAAAGAUGAUGAAGAUGGAGAUGAAAAUCGAGAUGAUAAAGACUAUCACAGGAGUGACCCACAGAUUGCUAUUUGUCUGGAUUGUUUACGUAACAAUGGGCAGUCCGGGGAUAAUGUAGUAAAAGGACUGAUGAAGAAAUUCAUCCGGUGUUCUACGCGAGUUACUGUAGGGACUAUCAAGAAGUUUCUAAGUUUAAAAUUAAAGCUUCCAAGUUCUUAUGAGCUGGAUGUACUAUGCAAUGGGGAGAUCAUGGGGAAAGAUCACACUAUGGAAUUCAUCUAUAUGACAAGAUGGAGACUACGAGGCGAAAAUUUUCGGUGUCAGAACUGCUCAUCUUCGCAAGUCUGCUCACAGGAUGGCUCUUUUUAUCAGUCUUACCCCAUGGUACUCCAGUAUCGACCCAGAAUUGACUUCGGUUAGACCAAAGGGCCAGAACCCACUGAGAUUGAACCUGCACUAUAUUUACCCAUCGACAGAUUGCACAAUGAAUGGACGUGCCUGGAUUUGGGGGGUGGGGGUGGGAAAACAAGAUCAGAAUUCCAGCAUGCAGAUAUGGACUUUUUCUUCAGCUGAUCAACUAUCUUUCCCCCGUAAUCCAAGUGCCAUUCUCCUACUGAAACAUUCAUAAGAUGUUUGUGACAUCAGAGUUUGCGAGUCAUAGCCAAAUAGUUAAAUGUAUAGUCUGAAUCUCUGGAAUACUUGCUUUGCCUGUUAGAAACCUUCCUUGGUCCAUAACAUUGAUUACAUCGGCAGAGAUGGCCAUCGGCUCUUUCACAUGUGGUGUUGCUGUUCGUUUGUUUUUCCCCACAUUAACUAUCUUACUGAAAAAUGUUGUUUGAAAGUACUGUAUAAAAAGGUUAAAUAUGCCUUUACAUUUUUUGUAUAUAAUACAUGUUUUAGAAAUGUGGUUGUUGUGCCACUAACGUUUUCACAUUCAGUUCCCCAUAGGUCCAGGUAGCUAACUCGUUAGAAUACAGCAGUCUCUUUGCAGAAUUCGAAAUUUUAGAUUUUGUGUCAGAUAAGUUAAAUGCGACCGUUUGUAUUGAAUUGAAAUGGUAUAACGUCUCAUAUCCUUUCAGCAGUGUAUAUAACUUAACCUAGAGUUUUAAAUUGCAGAAAUAGCAAAUCUGUAAACAUGCAGCAGGUAAGGUUAUUUUGUCUUUUUAAAAGUCUAUUACAUAAUAUUUUUUUAAAUAAAAGAAGAAACAGGAAGUGUCAUAAACUGUAAUAUGAAAAAUGUUAGGUAUUUUUUGAAACUGUUGGUGUUGCAGGCUUCCCUUUUCAGAUUUCCUUGAAGGCAAUGUGGGAAAGAGGUAGUUUUGAAAUUGGUGGUCUUAAGUGUGCUAGAUUAGGUCCACUGCACCUAAAUAUAGGUCUGUAUUAUUUUAGUAUAUUCAGUAACACAUCAACAUGUUGUAAAAUGUUAAUGGCAUUUCAACCACAUUUUCGGGUUACAGUAUCUGGAAUCUAAAAGCUAUAGUAGAACUGGUUGUAACACCUGAAACAGAAGCAGAUUUAACACGAUUGACAAAGCUACCUGACCAAAACCCACUGACUGUUCGAGGGAGGGGGGGGGGUUUCCCCUGACAAGCGGUAGUGUUACAAAAAUACUAAUGGCUGCCUUAGGUAUCGCAUGUGCAUUCUUCCUUGUUUAAAAAUGUUGUGCUUUGUUUAUGGAUAUCAUUACAAAGCUAGUAACAUAUUGUUAUUUUGUUUCCUGUCUUCCAUUACCAUUGCACAGUUAAAAGCCAAAACGAUACAGCUGAAUGAUCUGUAGAAGUUUUAAUAAACAGAGUUAUUUGUAGAGUAAACGGCACACUACAAGUAACUACAUUCACUUUCGAAUGCUAUGAUGUAAUUAAUUCACUUCAGGAAAAUACGGCAGUACAAAUACCACAGCCCUAGGAUGUAAAAGUAGGAAGUAGAUGAUGAAAUACUGUAGGCUGUCAUUUCUGUGCCCCACAACGUGAUCAGCGGUGUGUCAGGCACAACAGAGCAGAUGGGAGGAAAAAGGACUAGCUGGACUAAAGCCCAUGCUGGCUUCCUCUAACUUAUACUUGAUGACAGUGUCAAUAACUAUCACCUGUUAAAUGCUCUGGGCAUGGUGCAGGAGUACCACUUGCAUACACUCCUAUUUUGGGUGCAGAGAGCUUGCACCUGCCUAACGCCCCCACCCCCACCCCCUUUCAACAGUUUGGCCUGCCACUCAUGCCAUAUCAAAAACUGAUUUUCUAAUUCACUUCUGUUUCCAAAGCAGUUGUUUCACUGUAUGUGAGCUUGCUGCUUGAGAAGAACGAGUCCACGGCUUCUUUAAGCUCUUGGAACUAGUUAUCUGGAUCUUAGCCAGAUAUUUUUUUACACACACAGGUUAACAUCUAGCAGUGGAUCUAAUUACAUUAUAUAAGCCUACUUCUGUGUAUAGGUUAGUAUUUUAGGAUGUGGCAAAUUCCCCCUUUGCACUGUGUUUCACUAGAAUGAUUUUGGACAUUACCUGGAAGGGCAGGGGGAGGGAAAAGUUAGUGAGUUGAUUUGUGUAUCUGUUUGCAUAGUGCUAGAUGACGCCCGAAGCAAUAGCUCCUGCAUCUUCCUUUGGGUGCAGAUCCAGAAUGUGUGUACUUUGCCAUGGAGAGGAUGUGGGAGUCACCACUUUCCCCCAAAGUGUUCCCCAUAUGUAACCCAAAAGCUUGGAAAGAGAUGCAUAGACCAUAAUCUUCAGCUCUUUUAGGUAACAUCCAAAGAUGCCCUGAAAAAUCUGUCAGUGCAGAUCAGUUGUAUGCACAGUGGCUUGAUUUAAGUUACCGGUACUGAAAUUGUUGCCAUUUAAGAUCUGAAGGAUCUUCCAAUAGCAACAAAUACGGAUUUAUUUUCUUCAUCAGUGCUCUGCCAACUUGAGCAUUGUUAAAAAUUCCCACAGUCCCACAAACAAAAGACUUUCUGAUUUUCACAAAUGGAGUAUGUGCAACUUAUUUCUGAACUAUUUUUUGGUUUCCUGUGCAAAAUGAGCUGUUAAAUCCUUCCUUUGAUUCAUGGAGGUAAAUGUAAUGUUUCAAAACUUCAUUCCAACUGACUUAAAAUACAUUCUCAAAGUAAUCUAUUUUUUUUCUUCUAAAUCUUCAGAAGCCUAACAAUUAUAAACCUUGUGUAAUUAUGUUGUACACUGGCAGAAAAUUUGCUUUUUCCUGUAGAGAAAGGACCAUAUAAAAACAAUAAUUUGGGGUCAGGCUACAAACAUUUUCUACAUCAAUUUCAGGAGCAUCUCAUAUGUUUAGGGCUGGGAACCAACAUCUAGUUCAUCUUAUUUAUUUAUUUAUUUAUUUGCAUUUCGUUUUUAAAUAGCAUAACCUUGAUUAAUGGGAUCAAAUAUUUUCCACUUGAAGAAAAAGCAUGGAAAUCCAAGACAGACUUGUGAGCUGUGAAACUAAGAGCCUUAAAAUGUUUCUUGCACAUGUAACCUCUUUGUGGCUUAUACCAUUGCAUUUCUGGUUCAGCUGAAUAGUGCCUCUACAGAGUUGGUUGGGUAAUUGUAGGAAGGACCACCAAGUGUAGUCAUCUUCUAUACAACUUUCUAACUUCUUAGUUCACUGACGAUUCUACCCAUUUGUUCAUCUGGUCACCCCUAAAAUAUAUUUAAUGGUGUACCAAGAACAAAUUAAAUAUGAAAUAUCAAUAGAGCAUGAUCACAGGCUUCUUGUGUCAGAGAAACAUUGCAUAAAUGAAGAUGACCAUGCACACAGAGAUAUCCAUAGCCAAACUAACUGGGGGUUAAAAAAUAAUAAAAUCAAACCUGACAAUGGCUUCACUGUUUGCUCACUUCCUAUAAGCCUAGUAUGUGCUGAGGAUUCUCAUUCCAAGCCAUAUUUUCUAUUGGGAGAGUUCAUACCUCAGCAAUAAAGCACAUGAUUUACACGCAGAAGGUCUCAUAUGACAUCUUCAGUUAAAAUUAGGAUAGAAAAGACUGCUUCCUGGAGAGUAGCUGAGAGAAAAGAGUGGACAAUACUGUACUGGGCUUGAUGGGUAAAUAGUCUAGCCAGCUUCCUCUGUUCUGUGAAAGAGAAUCGCUCCAUGGACAUUGUAGCUGUUUCCCGUGUGCAGGCUGGGCAUUUUCUUUUCACAGAAGAAAUGGAAAGCUUUUAAUCUCUCCCUGGGCAUUUGAAACUACUGUUCUGCAUGCCCAGCCCAAAGAAUUGUAACACUGCUGUGCCCACAAGUAAGCAGUAAAUAGUAUACAAGCUUAGGGCAUAAAGGGAUCCCUAUAGGAUAAGACAUGAGGUUACAUACGUAGAUUGUUUUUGCAGGACUGAAGCAAUGCUACAGUUUUAGAUUCAUCUCUUGCACAGAAAUAAAGGUUCUGCCUGGUUUCUCGUCCCUCGAACGAAAUUUCAACUAGCUAGUAAUGUGUAUUUUUUGAAGGUUUCAUGCCAAAUGAUUUACUUUCUUUUUCUUCUUUGCUGGCAUUCAAUCUCAAAUGCCUAUAUAAUGCAAUACUGUUAAAUUAGAAUAAACUAUGUAGUGUAAACACACAGAGUUUUCCUAGAUUAAAACCCCCAGUUUUCCCAGAUUAAAAUGGUAAUUCAAGUUGUUCACACAAAACUGCUUUAAAGAUUGCAUGGGAAUGGUCCUCUUCUACAGUUUAGGAUAGACGUGUGUGCUGCUUCUGGACAAUUGAAAUAUAAAGUACAGUAUACAUUUUCAUGGCUGUUCUUGACUCUUGACAAAGUUAAGUGUUAGGCUGAAUGUGCUAAGUGACACUCUGCUUUUCUUGUGGCAUCUUUUAUGCAAACCAGUGUGUGAUAAGAAGAGAAGGGCAUUUCUGCUUUAUACGUAUUUCCCAAGGUCAAUGAGUGAUAAGCAAGCAGGAUUAGUAAUUUGAGAGAGAGAGACCAAUAAAUAUUCCCAGAAUGCUUAGUUAUCUUUGUAAAAGAUGACACAAAAACACACGGGGCUUAUUUCCCCUAUGAAUGGAAUUUCUGCAUUUAUUUUAUUUUAUUUUAUUUUAUUGGCAAGGGGUUCAUAUUUAAUGAUGAUCUUAGAUGCUGGAGAGUGCCUGAAGGUCUCUGUUGCUUUAAAAUUGGUCCUAAGAAAUGCUCACUUACAAAAAAGGUACAAAGGCUUUUGCUUCAGUGCUGGUGGCUCUGCUAUACCUGGCCUAUGAACCAAAAACUGUGCCCUGUCAAUCUUGUAAAUCUGCAAAGCACAAAAUACUGAUCAAACUAAUUUCAUUCAGCCUUUUAAAAAUAGCUUUGAGGUUUAGUUACACAACCCUUAGCCAGAAAGAAUAGGCCUGGAGUAUGUGACAAGGUACCGGUAUUAAAAUCCAUUUUACAGAUAUUUGUAGUAUUUUUGUUUGUUUGUUUGUUUUAGCAGAGAACAUUGCUUUCAAUCAUGUCUGUUCUGUGGGUUAGCAAAUAAGGCAACACUGUGUUAUGCAUUAUACACAACAUAGUCCAUUUUGAUACAUCUUUUCAAAGUAGUUUUAACUUUAAAAAAAAUACUGAACUUUAAAACUUGUCUACAAAAUUAUAUUUGCUUUCUAGACUAGAAAAUAAAAAUACAUAGAUUAGCCUACCACAUUACAGUCAGCCAUUGAAAAGAGAAACUGUGUGGCAUUAAAAAAUAAUAAUCCAGGUAACUUCUUGAGGGCUGUAUUCCUGUACACACUUACUUCUGGGUCAGCCUGCAUAGGAUGGACUAUAAGUGUCCUUGCAUAAGAUGUGAGCUGCUUCCACCUGGCAGUUUAUUGUGGAUAUAGUGCUGCUCAUGUAUGCAAGUUUUGUGGAGUGUCCACACAACAUCCUUAUCAAAAUGUCAUCCCAUGAUAUUUUCCCUUUUAAUCUGGAUUUGCUGUUUUCGCAGAAAAUCUGAUAAGUAAAGAAAAACCCCGCAGAAACAGUUAAAUCUGUAUUAAAUUGGGAGGCAGGGAAGGAUAUGGGUUGGCAUUUUGUUGAGGAAGAUCUGGAGACGCAGCAACAGAUUUGCAUCAAUGAGCAGCACCAAGUCUAAAAUAAACUGCCUUGAGAAUCACAAGUGGUAGGGACCAGAGAAGAGAGAGAUUAGUUGUUAUUCUUCUAAACUUCUUUGUAUGUAGUUGGUGGUUAAAUCGGUACUCUAACGGCUCUUGCAGUAUGUAGAGAACUACCGGUAAUUGCAUAAUAUCCCAUUGUUAAUUUUCUUUUCAAGUAUGAACUAUUUUAAGCCUUUUCUUUUUCUGUGUCAAAAGUGGUAACAUAAUAAACCUUUUUGUGGUUGUAAAGUUUAGCUUAUGAAUCAUUCAAAUUGAAGUGAAAAAAAAAAUCCAGGUCAUUAUUAAUGACAGACUAUCCUAUUUAGGAAUAAAUGUAUUUUUGUAAAGGAAGUGCACUUGUAAAUAUUUACUCUGUUAUCUGUUAUCUGAUAUCUAUGUUUUGUUUUGUUUUGUUUGGGGGGGGGAAAUGCCUCUUAGGGGGUCGCCUAAAUAUUUUUAGGUUUGUGCUAAAAUGGAUUUCCUUUGCAUUUGUGGCAUGUUCAUUCUGUACAUAGCUGAAUAGUUACAACUGGGCUAAGCACGUUUUAUAUCUGGACUUAGCUAAGUAUGUCUUGAGUAUGCCACAGAGUCUUUCAUUAAAUCUGCCUGAAAGCAGAAUAUGCAUUGGUGCUGUGUUUCCAUCAUUGAUAUUAGCUCCCUUCUGCCUUACAGCAUUCCUACCAUUGUCAUCAUGUUAUAACAAACUUCUGGAUUAAUUAACUGUGACAGUCACACUCCAGAUUGAGGUAUCACUGGCUGCUUACUUUCUGUUUGCAGUUUAUAAUAGGAUUGUGAGCUUUGGGUAUCAAAAGUGGUGAGCCAGGAGACAGAGGACCCCUCCAGAUGACCUCUUUAUUGAGCAUUCAUCCCGCAGCAGUUAGAUCAGGCCCUCCAGAUGUUUUGGCCUACAACUCCCAUGAUCCCUAGCUAACAGGACUAGUGGUUGGGGAAGAUGGGAAUUGUAGUCCAAAACAUCUGGAGGGCCGAAGUUUGGGGAUGCCUGAGUUAGAUUAUAUCUGGUCUUCACUGAACAUUUGUAGUGAUUUGUCUGCAUUCGUCCUACUUUGCUUGUUGGUCAUCUACCUGUCAACUGUUCAUCUCAGACUUUUCAAUGUUCUUCCUGGUCACUUUCCUAACCACAAAAGUCCAUUUUGUUUUAAAAGUGGGCUUGCUGUAGUAGGGGAACAGAGCACCUCAGUCUGCUUCCAUUGCUCACGCCUGGAGUUUUGGUAUGCACUUUAAUCUUUCCCACAUAUCCCUGACAGUGUGGAGGCACGCAGAGCAAGAGCAAGUAAGGCCAAGACUAAAACAAACAAACAAAACUCCUUGUGAGUUAGGGCAGAGCUUGGACUCAGGGCAAGAUGGCAGAGAUUGAAGCUGGUGGGUCAUGAUGAGUGGAGGCUGGCAAGCUCUGAAGUCAGCUGGCUAUUUAGCCCCCAAUCCUGAUUAUUUUAACAGAAGACCGUUUUACCUCUUGGCCCAAUAAAAGGCUGGCUGCUUGGCAACCAGGUUAUAAAACACGUUCUCAUAUCCAGUCAAUAUUUCAGUGAACUGGGGUGGGGGCAGGGACAAAUGAUCCAAAUAUAUAUUUUUCUAGUGCAGGUGGGUUGUAUACCUGCAUAUUUUGAAAAGCUGUUCCCUAGGAAACUGCUGUAGGAACACAGAAAAGGUUUCAGCUGCAAUUCUUGAACGAUUAAUACAAAGCGAAGAGGGGGGGUUGCUGUAUGAAAAGAAUUGAGAUGGGGAAGGUACUUAAGCUAUAAGGCUAGAGUUAGCCAUUGGAAAUUGUGCAGUAGCUGGAAUUUAGUCCUUUUAAAAUCUUAUCUUUUUGAGCCAAUCAAAAUAAAUAAAUUACUACGCUAUAGGAUGAAGGUGGACGUCAACAACCCUGGAACUCAGGCUUGUGGUCAGAUUCUGAUAACUUUAAUUCUGAGAUGUUGCCUGAGCUGAAUCCCUUUAGAAUAGCAGAACUCCAUGACGUUGCAUAUAAUCUCUUUGAUGGAAAUGCUGUAUAGUAUAUCUGAACACAUGUGGCUGACCCAGUUUCUACUUUCACUCUUGAAUGCUUUAACUGAUUGUUAAUCUUUAUUGUUUUGUCUGUUUUCCCUGAGAAUUCUUAGUUCUCAACCACUAUGCCAGAGAAUUUGUUAAUGACUUUUAAUGUUGUGACAUUAUGACCUCCAGUUACUUUCCCUGAGCUGGAUUACAGCCUGCAAAACACAUGCCUGCCCGAAAAACAAUGGCUGCCAUUAAAGCUACCUGAGGCAAGGUGUAGAUGUUGCAUUCUAUUAUGAUCAAUGUUUUUGGUGGCUGCUUGUCGUUUUGAAGUCUGAUUUGUAUCAGAAGGCAAUACCAGUAAAAGCCACAGCAGCAUGUGCACAUUAUAUAAACUUGGCUGAAUAAAUGUGUUAUUAAUCAGCCGGGGUGGGGUGGGGCAGGGAGUGUACAAAGAGUACUAGCCCACACAAAUUUGCACUAGUCCACUUAUCCACAACUUAUUAUGUAAGUAUGUAGAUGGAUUAAGGAAGAAUGAAUGAACCAAAACUCCUCAAAUUUAGUGAAUGUUCCCUUUCUAGCAUGCCCGCAGGUGGUUCAUACUUGCAAUGGGCAAUCAGAUUAGUAGCCGUUUAAAAGCCCUGUCAUGAAUUAUAUUACAUGUUACUUACCCAUUUUAAUAAUGGAGAUAAUGGUUCAAAGUUUGUGUUAAAUGCUAAUAUCGAGGAUGUUCACAGCACUAUUGUAAGCUGCUGAUGGAAACCACAUCUUGUACGGCCCAUAUGCUGCAAUAUGCUUCUGGCCCAGUUGGCUAAAAUCCUAUAAAUAAAUAUCAAGUUGGGCAAGUUGUAUAGCUCCUUUGCUUGUUAGCCCUGAAUUGCUCCUUUCUGAAAGCAAUAAAUAUAUUCAUGUUGUAACAUCUGUUGUGCAGCCUACAGUAAGAGGCAUUUUGUUGCACUUUUGUUUUCUAUCUAAUUUAUUUUGUGCUAUAAAAAGAAUUAUUUGGUUCAUCUGAAAA
Zootoca vivipara (common lizard) is the source of this 26358-nucleotide messenger RNA. It is a transcript of the gene PCGF5, whose product is annotated as polycomb group ring finger 5. The record is from RefSeq and is a predicted model, not a curated record. NCBI's taxonomy places the organism in Eukaryota, Metazoa, Chordata, Lepidosauria, Squamata, Lacertidae.